This is a messenger RNA of Microthlaspi erraticum, 1305 nucleotides long. NCBI's taxonomy places the organism in Eukaryota, Viridiplantae, Streptophyta, Magnoliopsida, Brassicales, Brassicaceae. The record is from the annotation of a GenBank genome assembly.
AUGGGAUGGCCUUUCAUUGGGGAAACUCUUUCUUUCUUCAAACCUCAUCGAUCAGACUCCAUUGGCACAUUCUUGCAACAACGUGUUUCACGGUAUGGGAAGGUGUUCAAAUCAAAUAUAUGUGGUGGGAAAGCCAUAGUCUCAUGUGACCAAGAACUCAACAUGUUCAUACUUCAGAACGAAGGGAAGCUAUUGACAUCGGAUUAUCCGAAAGCGAUGCAUGACAUUCUCGGUGAAUAUUCCCUCCUAUUAGCCACCGGAGAAAUUCACAGGAAACUGAAAAAUGUUAUCAUCAGCUUCAUCAAUCUCACAAAGUCGAAACCCGAGUUUCUUCUCUGCGCGGAGAACCUCUCUAUAUCGAUGCUAGAGUCAUGGAAAAAUUGCCACGAAAUCGAAUUCCAUAAAGAAGUUAAAAUGUUCACUCUUAGUGUUAUGGUAAACCAACUCUUGAGCAUCAAGCCAGAAGACCCAGCAAGAUGUUACGUAUUGCAAGAUUUUUUAUCUUAUAUGAAAGGGUUUAUUUCGUUACCAAUACCGCUUCCAGGAACGGCUUAUACAAAUGCAAUUAAGGCUAGGAAAAGAUUGUCCGCGAGGGUUAUGGGGAUGAUAAAACAAAGAGAGCAUGAAGGAGAAGAGAUGAAGAAGUCAUUAAGAGAAGAAGAUUUUCUAGAUGUGAUUAUAUCAAAUGAAGAUCUAAACUACGAAGAGAAAGUUAGCAUUGUGUUGGACAUUUUGCUUGGAGGCUUUGAAACAAGUGCUACUCUUCUUUCCUUGGUCGUCUAUUUUCUUGCAAAGUCUCCAAAUCUUCUUCACAAACUUAAGGAAGAACAUGAAGCCAUUAGAGCCAAGAAAGGAGAUGGAGAACUCUUGAAUUGGGAAGAUUAUCAGAAGAUGGAAUUCACUCAGUGUGUCAUGUCUGAGGCACUGCGAUGUGGAAAUAUAGUCAAGACGGUACAUAGAAAAGCUACCCAUGAUAUUAAAUUCAAAGGUUAUGUGAUUCCAAAGGGAUGGAAGGUGUUUCCUAUCUUCACAGCAGUACAUCUUGAUCCAUCUCUUCACGAAAAUCCUUAUGAGUUUAAUCCCAUGAGAUGGACCGACAAGGGGAAGAUGAACAAGAAAACGACGGCAUUUGGAGGAGUAAGGGUAUGUCCUGGUGGUGAACUUGGCAAACUCCAAAUUGCUUUCUUCCUUCAUCAUCUUGUCCUCUCUUAUAGGUGGAAAAUAAAGGUAGAUGAAAUGCCAAUAGCGCAUCCGUACGUGGAGUUUAAGAGAGGCAUGCUUUUGGAGAUCCAGCCAACAAGUUAG